CUUUUACACAUUGGUGGGGAUUCAAAAUCUUGUUGAUCGAAGUUUAGUGACAAUUGAUGAAUAUGUAAAUGAGAUAAGAAUGCAUCAAUUAGUACGAGAUAUGGGAAGAGACAUUGUUCGUCGAGAAGCACCUGUGGAUCCUGGAAAACGUAGUAGACUUUGGCAACAUUCGGAUUCUUACAAUGUCCUAAGAGGAAAAAUAGGAACAGAGGCAGUGCAAGGGAUGGUACUCGAUAUGCGUAUGAUAAAGAAAGAAAAGUACUUCAGCCCCUCAAUACCAGUGAGGCAAAAUGCAAUUAGCUUUUGGAGUACAAAAGGAAAUUCUAGUUUACAAGAUGUGAGAACUGAUGCCUUUGAGAAAAUGCACAAGCUAAAGUUUCUCCAAUUCAACAAAGUUCAAGUCAAUGGAAGUUACAAGAAUUUUCCUAAGGGAUUGAGAUGGCUAUGUUGGAUUGGAUUCCCAGAGGAGUCUAUACCAAAUGAUUUUCCAAUGGGAAAUGUUGUUUCCAUUGACAUGCGAUACAGCAGCUUGAAACUACUUUGGAAUGGAUGCAAGUUUCUCAAAUUCCUAGAGAUACUGGAUCUAGGCUAUUGCUAUGAGCUCAUCACAACACCGGAUUUCUCGGGCCUUCCCAAUCUUGAAAGGUUGAAACUUGAACAUUGUACCAAGUUAAUCAAUGUUCAUGACACCAUUGGAUGUUUGCAAAAACUCAUCCUUUUGAACCUUAAAGAUUGUCAGAAACUAAAGAGCCUUCCAGAUAGCAUAUGUGAGUUAAAAUCUCUUGAAACACUUAACAUAUCAGGCUGCUCAAAUAUUGAAUACCUACCAACAGAGCUGGAUAAAUUGACAUCACUAAAGGAGCUUUAUGCUGAUGGUAUCUCUAUGAAUAGUGUGGCAAUUACUUCUGAUCAAUUUGGGGGCCCACCAUGGUAUUCAUCCUUAUGGUCUUGGGCCUGGGCCCAAAGGGUAUCUCCUAGAAUUCAAGAAAUCCAUUUUCCUAAGUCUUUGCAUGUAUUAAAUAUUGCAAAAUGUAAUAUAUCUCCAGAUGCUUUAAGUAAGGUUGAUUUAGGCAUUAUGAGCUUGCUAGAUUGGUUAGAUUUAGGAGGAAAUCCAAUUAACAAUUUACCAGAUAGCAUCAAGAAUCUUACGCGGCUUAAAACUCUGAACAUUGCGUAUUGUACAAAGCUCAAAUGUCUUGAAGGGAUACCAUCGAAUGUUACGGACUUAAAUGCUGAUGGAUGCAUAUCAUUGGAGAAAGUAGCUUCCUGUGCAAAAGGGCAUCCAGUGGAAGGUUAUAUAAAUUGCAUCAAUCUAGUUGAAGCGGAAGGUGUGUUCAAGUUAGAGCCACUGGAAAAUGCUGAUACUCAAGUGCUUGCCAACAUGGGAAUUUCAAAUUUGGAACCUACGAUGAAAAGUAUUGUGGUUUCUCUUGUAUUUGGUCGUGCGUACAAUGCUGGAAGAGUACGAAAUGAAUACCCAAGCUUUGUACAAGAUGACAUAUCAAGUUCAUUUUCACUAUCGCCUAAGGAAUUCCCUCCUCAUAUAUUGUACCACCGUGGUGUUUUCUCUACAUUUUUGCCUGGCGAAAGCAUACCCAGUAAUUGGUUCAGCUACAAGUUCACAGAUGCAGCAGAUGUCUAUUGCACCCUACAAAAUGUUGAUAGCCAUAGAAUAAUAAAUGGUUUGAGCAUUUGCUUUGUGUACAAAUGUCCUGACGCAUACACCAACGUUGGCUUGUAUGAUGGACCAUCCAUUUGGAUAAGAAACCAAACAAAAGAUUUAAACUGGGCUCUUUAUCCUGCUUGGUUUGGCCUUCCAGAAGAUAAUAAAAGUGGGAUGAUGUGGUUUAGUUAUUGGAAAGUUGAGAAUUUGUUUCAACAAGGAGAUGUCAUUCAGGUUAUGGGAGACCCUCAGUUUGCUGAAUUUAAAGAACUUGGUGUUAAAAUUUUCUACCUUGAUGAGCAAACAGAGAAUUCUGAUUCUAAUGUGACUACUAAAGAUGACAACCCAUUUGAAGAUAUUCUGAGGAACUACUUCAGUGAUGAUGGACGUACUUACUACAUUUGCACCUGAGAUUUGCGAUAGUCAUAUUUGAUAAAUCAGUGGCGGAUGCAAAGUAUAAUGUACUGUUAAAGAAUCCAAAAGU
Molecule: messenger RNA, 2147 nt
Organism: Lycium ferocissimum
Lineage: Eukaryota; Viridiplantae; Streptophyta; Magnoliopsida; Solanales; Solanaceae
Product: disease resistance protein RPV1-like
Exons: 4
Coding region: 80-2074 (664 amino acids)
Biological process (GO): defense response
Source: RefSeq, a predicted model, not a curated record